Molecule: messenger RNA, 509 nt
Organism: Leptosomus discolor (cuckoo roller)
Lineage: Eukaryota; Metazoa; Chordata; Aves; Leptosomiformes; Leptosomidae
Source: RefSeq, a predicted model, not a curated record
GGCGCCGCGCCGCGCCUCGGGCGUCCCUCCUCAUCCCGGCUCUGCCCCUCCUAGGCACCAUGCCUGCCCUCAGGCCGCUCGUGAAACCGAAGAUCGUCAAGAAGAGGACCAAGAAGUUCAUCCGGCAUCAGUCUGAUCGCUAUGUCAAGAUCAAGCGCAACUGGCGCAAACCGAGAGGUAUCGACAACAGAGUUCGCCGGCGGUUCAAGGGCCAGAUCCUGAUGCCCAACAUCGGCUACGGCAGCAACAAGAAGACGAAGCACAUGCUGCCCACGGGCUUCAGGAAGUUCCUGGUCCACAACGUCAAAGAACUGGAGGUGCUCAUGAUGAGCAACAAGUCGUACUGCGCGGAGAUCGCUCACAACGUGUCCUCCAAGAACCGGAAGGUCAUCGUGGAGCGGGCUGCCCAGCUUGCCAUCAAGAUCACCAACCCCAACGCCAGGCUGCGCAGCGAGGAGAACGAGUAAACGGGCUUCUGCAGCCGGGGUGUAUUUAAUAAAGUGUACAAA